UAUCAAUACGAUAUACGAGAAUGACGACUAUGAUUAAUAUUAAUUGCUAUCUGUAGGAAAUAUCAUCGAUUGGAAACGAUCGGUUUAUGUGUUUAUAGAUUAUUUAUUAUUUCCUGUAGGAAUUACGGAAUUUCCGUAGUACGUUUGAUUUAGUUGUACGCAUUUUUAUGGAAUUAAAUAGGAUUGCAGCGUUAUUUUCGUUACUUCAAUUACUAUUGUUGGAAAAAGUAAUUCGGUUAGUGUAGGUACAUCUAUUGAUUAUUACAUUACGCUUUAUCAUAUUCUGACGUUUAUAUGAGUCAUAAGAAGCAAGAUCGCUUUAUUGUUGUGCAAAUAUUUCUAGUUUAUCGUACGAUGAUUUAAUAAUGCAUAUUUAGAGAAGAGAUCGGGUUAUUUGAAAAUAUUUUUUACUUUCGAGGUAUUUCGAAAUUCUCAUGAAUAUUCAAGUCAAAAUGGAGUGAUGAUUCUCGUGAGUUAUAACAUACAAGUGCGACUAAAAUGGCGCUGGGUGACUCGAGGGAAGUAUCAAAGGUCAUUAGUUGAAUGCAGAUAAUUUACUUCUUAUACCAAACUGAGGGUGUUGAUUCGAUUUAUCUGCCUCGAAUUUUUUCCAUUUCUCACUCAUGAAGUCGUAACGUGCGUUUCGUUCAUGAUUUCCCGACAAGCUGAUGGAGGAAAUGAAUACCCACAAUGGAGGAGUUCAUUGCUCAGUCAUUGCAGGUGGUGGAAUUAUUCAAUGAAAAUGUAGGAUCCUAUAUCUUUUCAAGAUGGAUUGGCAGAUUUAUUGAAGAAUAUCAGAUAUCAAGAACUCUGUUUAUUGUUGCAACAUCAAUAGUUUUGACUAUAUUGAUAGUGUCUAUAAUCAUCCUACGAAAAUGGAAAAACAAAGAAUUUCUCCCAGAAGUGAAAGAAUUUGUCGGAGUGGGUACAGGCAAGCCCAGAUUCAGAAAAAGAGACAAGGUGCUCUUCUAUGGAAGAAAAAUGUUACGCAAAGUGAAAUCUAUUGGUGGACAAGUACACGCGACCGGACAAGGAAAAAAACGAAAAGCUGUCAUGCGGUUUGCACGCAGACUUUUACAACUGAAGAAGGAUUCAGCCCCACAACAAUUAAAGGUCUUGGAACCACCUGCUGAAUAUUUAGAAGAAGAUCUAGGUCCUGGUGACAGAGUGCCUCCAGAUGCUUUGUACAUGUUGCAAAGUAUUAGAGUAUUUGGACAUUUUGAAAAACCUGUAUUUCUGAAAUUAUGCAAACAUACUGAGAUUAUGAGUUUACCAGCUGGAAGUACUUUAUUUAAAAUUGGAGAUCCCGAUGAAAAUUUAUUUAUUGUGCAACAGGGCUUGGUUAAUGUUUUUAUCACAGGACCAGAUGGUUCUCAAAUACCGUUAAAAUUAGUAAAAACAGGAGAAUCGGUAACUAGUCUUCUUAGCUUUACUGAUGUCCUUACUGGACAUACAAGUACCUAUAAAACAGUAUCUGCUAGAACUGUGGAGGACUCCAUAGUAGUUAAGUUACCAAUGAGUGCAUUCCAAGAGGUUUUCCAAGAUCAUCCUGAUACAUUUGUUCGAGUUAUCCAGGUCAUUAUGGUUCGCCUCCAAAGAGUCACCUUCACCGCUUUACAUCAAUAUCUUGGCUUGUCUGCUGAAUUAGUUAAUCAGGGAACGCAUAAAAAGAAACAAAGCCCAUUCUCUGGAUCACCGGUUAGAUCAAGAACUAAAGAAAAUUUUUCCACUCAAAACACGGAAAAUCUGUCGUUCACGCCUGCAACUGCUUCAUCAGAACAACAUGAUGGAAAUGAAAUGCUUUAUCGUGAAGCUCUUACUUUAAGCAGCCCUCAACCUGUACCAAUUGUCAUAAAUACACGACCAAGAACUAAUCUCGAGUGGAAAACUCAAACUUCAAGUCCACAAUCGGAUCAAAGUAUGGCAGAAAUGGUACCAGAAUGUGAUUCUCACUGGCCAAAUUCUUCGCCUAUGAUGCCACAACAAAGAUCACAACCAGAUGUUGUGCAUACAGGGAAUUCCCAUCGAACCAAGAAACGGUCUACCACCGCUGAACCUGUUCAACAGCAAUUAGACGAAGCUCAUUUUGUACAAAUAGCUACAGAAGCAUUUGUUAGAGAACUUGGCUUGGAUGACGAUACGGUACUCAAGGAUGGCAAAGUUCAGAUCAGAGAAGUACCAGCUGGAACUUAUUUGAUGAAGGAAGAAUCUCAUAAGGAUGUUGCUCUUGUCUAUGUUGUGUCCGGUUCACUGACUGUGAGCCAACGCGUUUCAGAGGGCAGAGAUGUUGGUCAAGAAGUUCAUAUGUUCAGUGCUCAUCAAGGUGAAAUUGUUGGAGGAUUGGCUGUAUUAACCGGGGAACCCUCUUUUUAUACUAUCAGAGCAAAACAUCCUAGUCGCAUAGCACUUCUCAGUAAAUCAACAUUUUUUGCAAUUAUGAGGGAACAACCCACUGUUGUGUUGCACGUAGCGCAUUCUGUCGUUCGAAGACUUAGUCCUUUUGUUAGACAAGUUGAUUUUGCUCUUGAUUGGCUAUUCCUUGAAAGUGGAAGAGCUGUCUAUAGGCAAGGAGACGAGUCAGACUCGACGUUUAUUGUAUUAAGUGGUCGUCUUCGAUCGGUAAUUACAUAUAAAAAUGGAAAGAAGGAACUCGUCGCAGAAUAUGGUAAAGGAGACUUGGUUGGCAUCGUAGAAAUGGUCACACAGACUCCACGAUCAACCACAGUAAUGGCAGUACGAGAUUCUGAACUAGCAAAGUUACCCGAAGGACUGUUUAACGUUAUCAAACUUCGUUUUCCAAUAGUGGUCACGAGGCUCAUAAAUUUACUUGGACAUCGUAUUCUUGGUACCUGGCAAAAGCCACAUGCGAAAAGCAUCAAUAUUGAUAAGCAACGAGCAACUGCAACAGUGGACACAAGACCAGCUCAAGUCAAUUUUUCAACCGUUGCUAUAGUCCCAGUAUCCGACGAUGUACCAUUAACAGCAUUUACCUAUGAACUUUACCAUUCAUUAUGUGCUAUUGGGCCAUGUUUACGUCUUACUUCAGACGUUGUCCGAAAAACACUGGGCAGUACUAUUAUGGAACCUGCAAAUGAAUAUCGAUUAACAUCCUGGUUGGCCCAACAAGAAGAUCAACACCGGAUCUCGUUAUACCAAUGCGAUCCAACGUACACACUAUGGACUCAACGAUGCGUGCGACAAGCUGACUGUAUCCUCAUCGUUGGUUUAGGAGACAGACAACCAUCUAUAGGUAGAACGGAACGUGAAAUUGAACGUUUGGUAAUGAGAACGCAAAAGGAACUGGUGCUAUUGCAUAAAGAAGGCGGACAACGGCCUAUGAAUACAGUACAAUGGUUAAACAUGAGAUCCUGGGUUUCUAGUCAUCAUCACAUUCAGUGCCCUAAGAGAAUGUUCACGAGGAGAUCCCAGUACAGAAUUAAUGAAUUGUAUUCCAAGGUUCUUAUGUCAGAACCUAACGUACACAGCGAUUUUAGUAGACUUGCACGCUGGUUGACUGGAACGUCGGUUGGACUUGUACUCGGAGGUGGCGGUGCUAGAGGUGCAGCCCAUGUGGGAAUGCUUAAAGCAAUCAUUGAAGCCGGUAUACCCAUAGAUAUGGUUGGGGGAGUCAGUAUUGGGGCAUUUAUGGGUGCACUGUGGUGUAUGGAGAAAAAUAUUACAACAACAACUCAGAAGGCUCGCGAAUGGUCUAAAAAAAUGACCCAAUGGUGGAGGCAAAUAAUGGAUCUGACGUAUCCAGUGACAUCCAUGUUCUCUGGAAAAGAUUUUAAUAAGACGAUCCAAGGGACGUUCGGUGAUACGUAUAUAGAAGAUCUGUGGUUACCGUAUUUUACAAUAACCACAGACAUCACUGACUCUUGUAUGCGUACCCACACACACGGAUCGCUGUGGCGGUACAUUCGGGCUUCGAUGUCUUUGUCUGGUUAUAUGCCACCCAUGUGUGACCCAGUUGAUGGCCAUCUCCUACUCGACGGCGGGUACGUCAAUAACCUUCCAGCUGACGAAAUGUUAAGACAAGGAGCACAUCACAUUUUGGCCAUCGACGUUGGGUCACAAGACGACACGGACUUAACGAAUUACGGUGACUCUUUGUCCGGUUGGUGGUUACUUUGGAAACGAUGGAAUCCUUUCGCGACUCCCGUUAAAGUACCGAAUUUACCGGACAUACAGUCGAGAUUAGCGUACGUCAGUUGCGUGAGACAACUGGAGGAAGUGAAAAAUUCUGAUUAUUGUGAAUACAUCAGACCACCGAUAGAUAAAUACAAAACACUUCAAUUCACUAAUUUCGACGAAAUUAAAGAUGUCGGAUAUCAGCAUGGAAAGACUUAUUUUGAAGGACAAUCAAAGGCUGGAGUUCUACCACGAUUCAAUGCCGAUAGAGAGAAUGCACGCAUUUUACGAGCGAAACAUCAAGCAUUGAAUCAACAGUCUGUAUCUUCGUACACUUUUACAGAUCUAGCUCAAAUGGUAUGCAAAGUUUCCACAGGAAAUCGAUAUAUGGAUAUUGAUUCCGACACGGAUGAAUUAGAAGAGUAUGAGGCUGAUUUAGAAGAAGAUGCACAAGAAGUAGGUUAUGCGUCUGAACCCACUGCCGGUAUUCUAGACCAGAGUCCUGAUGAAAAUUUGCGACGAAGAACUGGCGUCUCCUUAAGUUUAUCGGAUACGGAGGCUGAAUCCGAAUUAGAUUACCAUCCAAAAAUAUUUUAAGUAUUUCUUUUUCUCACUGUUAUUUUAAGGCCACGUAAUUUCUAUAUCACGCGCGAUACAUAAACAUACAUAACACUCACUCGUCAUAUGUACAAACUAUUAUAACAUUACAAUCACGCAUAGUUAUAUAAAAAAAAAAUGUAUUUAUACGAAAGUACAAAAAAUAUUAUUAAGAGGAAAUAUUAAUAAGUAUCUUGUUAUUGUCAGCGUAACAAUACAAUACUUCGUUAAUAUUAGAAGAUCAUGAAUUGAUAGUUAUUGUUAUUAUGACUACUAAAUAUAUUAUUUUAUUGUUUAUACAAAAUGUUCUUGUUACUCGUAUGUUUAUGCACUGUGACAACAUCAAGUUCCAUUCUCGAGGGUCCGUAUUAAAACUGUGUAGUCAUUGUUAAAUUCGGGUCUAA
Messenger RNA from Nomia melanderi (Alkali bee), 5132 nucleotides. RefSeq names its product patatin like phospholipase domain containing sws (gene sws). The record is from RefSeq and is a predicted model, not a curated record. NCBI's taxonomy places the organism in Eukaryota, Metazoa, Arthropoda, Insecta, Hymenoptera, Halictidae. Gene Ontology annotation, cellular component: endoplasmic reticulum. Gene Ontology annotation, molecular function: phosphatidylcholine lysophospholipase A1 activity. Gene Ontology annotation, biological process: phosphatidylcholine metabolic process.